AUGUUAACGACCAGAGCUGUUCCUUCACUGGGAAGCCGACCACCACCACAGCUGGAUUCUACGAGAUUUGCAACCCAAACAGUGGUGAAAACUAUCCAUAGAAAGAAGGCGAACUUUUUUCAUCUUCGCGGAUGUUUGACUUUUGGAAGACAGGUAGCAACGCAGUAUGUACUAGGAAUAAUUCCGCGCCGCGAGGACAACGAGAAGUUACGCGCGGCUCAGAAAGGAACCGCAUGAAAUCAUUGUCCUUCACGAAAUGAGCCUAGGCGGAUGUUUUUGUUUAUUUUGCGGCGACAGAAGCUAUGUUUUGCAUACCUACGAUCCUUGCGACGAUUAAGUACAUCACACGACCAUGGAAAGAUUUUUCUGUUUUCUAUGGAUAGUGAAGGGCUUUUGUUGCCCGGUACUCCCGGUGACCUCGACGAAAGCAGUGCUGUUGGGUCCGUGGCAGUAUGCAUUGCAAACAUGUCUUGGAGGAGGUCUGGAAGAAAAUUGUGAUGCGGAGUUGUGAAUCACUGGAAGAGGAGUUGAUAGUGCCGGAAAGUACGAGAAGUUGUUAGAGCGCUCUCUCAUGAGUGCAUGACAUUGUGUGUUUUCGCAUGACGACAGAGGCUGCGCUUUUGUCGAUUAUGCAAUGUAGUUUUUUCAGGAGAUGAUGGAAGUAGUGCCAGACGGGCAUGACAAGCUUCACUCUUGUCCCAGACCCAGACGCGGUAGUUGCAAUUCUUGAUACAGAGGCGAGAAAGCCGAGAGUCAAACGGGUAAAAGCGUCGCCACGACAAGGACCCGUCCAACCACCCCGAAAUUUGACGAAAAAACGGUAUGGAUUGUAAAAAUGUCUGGGUCUGGAAACUUGUGAUGCUGGUCGGCGUAUCAUGAAGAGGCCACAAGUGCUGGCUCAGCAUGACAAGGUUUUGAGCUUCUAGGUGUUGCCUAUUCUGCAUGACAAACAGCGUUUCUGCAUGACAGCAGAGUGGGGCUCUUGGGUAACGUGCAUGACAGAUUCAAGAGUCGUGCCAGACAAGCAUGACAAACAUGCACUCUUCCAGACCCAGACAUAUUUGCAUUCGAUAAACGGGGGCCUACCGCAUUUUCCCGAAGGAAGGCCGGGCGACGAAGACAGAAGUGCCCCUAUAUGCCUUGCAAAUAUGUCUGGGUCAUUUGUAUUGCGGAGGCCAGUGUAACGUUUGUCGUGGCGGAUAAAGAUAAUUGCACUUUGUUGUCACCUGCACAACACGGAGGUAGCACUCGCAAUAACGCCCGGAAAACCUGUGAUGCUGUCAUGCCGUACGACUACGAAAUUGCACGACUCAGCAUGGUGACAACAAGUCGCGUGCUUUUCCGCAGACCCAGACAUAUUUUUGCACCGGAUAAUAUCCUACAACCUAAUGAUACAACUACCUGUAGUUUCCCAGAGACGUCGGCAGGCAACGACGGCGAGGCCGGCCCAGGAGAUGCGAGCAGCAGCGCUGUGGCGAAGAAAUCUACCCUGUGGCCUUCCGUAUCCUGUGUGAAAUUGCUUCUCCCACACCUCCGUCGACGACCGUUUCCUUGUCAUGCAAGUCUCAUCGUUUCGAUCGUGCAGGUGCAAAGCAUGUACGAUGCAAAUGCAAGAAGUUGUGAUGCGGGCACGCUAGCGACGUCGACGUGAUGCGCCGGACGCUGUCGUCCUCACGUACUAGUAUGAGUUGCAGAAUCGCCCUUGUUGUACUGAUUUGCAUGGGGAGGGGUGGUAUCAAAUGCAAAAAUGUCUGGGUCUGGAAGAGUCCGAACUUGUGAUGCUGCAUUUGGAUUCCAAAAAAUGACCAGCAAAGGGAAUCGAUUUUGGCUACGCGGAGAGGGCAUUUGUCAUGCGGAAUAGGCAUUACGAAGCCCUCAAAAAGUCUGUGAUGCUAGGGCAUUCAUCACAGACUUCAUGGCCAUGCAAAACGUGCAUGGCAAGUUAUAAACACGGCAGCCGGAUGCAAGUUAUAAACACGGCCAUGCAAAACGUGCAUGACAACACGGCAGCCGGAUGUCCGUGACCUGGUUAUAAAGGGCUUCGUCGAUCGAUUGUGCCACUAGGGCCUUGUGUUCUGGCUACUCCGGAUCGCAAUCGAUGGAGGGCGGGACCUGCACCGGCGACAGGCGCUAUCCAACCAACCAACCAACCAACCAAGUCUCAGAAUCUUCCAGACCCAGACAUCUUUGCAUUUGAUAUGUGAGAGCGGUUUGAAACAGGAUUUGCCGUCGAAGAUAUUCUGGACCAGGCGAAAUGAGCCUGUGCCCUUGUAUGGGGUUUAGUUCACUACACGGCGACUGGUGGGAGGAUGUAGUGCAACCAAAGAAAGAGCAGCUUGUUGGCGACUACACACGACGGCUUGCGCGGCCGUCGGGUGAAUUCGGUCGAACAAGUGUCCUGCGUUUAUUACAGAAAGAUACUACAAGAACAUCUAAACAGGUUUUCUUUAUUCGUCAUCUCUAUCACAGUGAUAGUCAGAUAUGUAUCAAAUGAUUGAAGAGAUGAACAACAACAAAUUGCACCAGUCCAGCUUUGCGCGCUGAUUUCUUUUGUUUCCGCGUCCCCAAAGGACGGCGGCUUGACAAGUAUCUUAAUCUCGACGCCCAAACGGAUUGUUCGUGGUCCUCACGGGUCGUGAUGAUGGUUCUAGUUCGUGGUCACUUGCAGCUCAUAUUCAGAACAUCCUUUUGAGCACCUGCACUGGGUUGUGCGAAACUAUUGGUACACACGACUAAGUAGCGGAAUACGUGCGAUGAAGCUGUGGCGCUUGCAGCAUUUUCUGCAGUAGGUACAGAAUGUCUGUGUGCUUGUGAGGAAAUUGUCAUGUUACUCGUUCAAUUCUUGUCGUGGGUGGUGAAGUGUCUAAGUUACAUUUGCCUGAUUGUGAUUGGAAGUACUUGAGUAAGUACUUAAUAAAUAUGAAGUUGAGCAGGAGUUUGGUUUUCGAUGCGGAAAGAAAACGC
This is a messenger RNA of Amoebophrya sp. A120, 2964 nucleotides long. Lineage: Eukaryota; Dinophyceae; Syndiniales; Amoebophryaceae. The record is from the annotation of a GenBank genome assembly.